AUGACAUACGGCAUUGAAACACGAGCCGAAAAUGCUCAAACCAAAAGACAACUGAGAACAACGGAAAUGCGAGUACUGAGAAGUAUAACGGGCUAUACAUUGUACGACCAUAAGAGAAGUGAGGAAAUCAGAGAGAUCUGUGGACUACAAGACGUGGUGAGAUGGGCCAGAAUAAGACGAAGACACUGGAGAGACCACGUAGAUAGGAUGCCCGACAACCGACUACCCAAAAUAGCAAAAACAGAAAAGCCCAAUACCUCGAGACUCCCAGGAAGACCACCAAAACGAUGGUACGAGAGCUGGACGUCGGCAUCCCAAGAAUGA
Molecule: messenger RNA, 324 nt
Organism: Harmonia axyridis
Lineage: Eukaryota; Metazoa; Arthropoda; Insecta; Coleoptera; Coccinellidae
Exons: 1
Coding region: 1-324 (107 amino acids)
Source: RefSeq, a predicted model, not a curated record